AUGUCUCGUCAUUCACCUUUACCUCGAUUUCGUCGUGAUGAUGAUUCUAUUCCGGAACAAAAUAAUAAUUCAAAUACACGUGCUACAUCAGCAUCACCAAAUACCUCUCAAAUAUAUCAUAAUCAACGUUCACAAAUUCGUAUUCGACGAUCAGCUUGUUCAGAUUUACAAAAUACAACUAUACCAGAAGAACGUAUAUAUCAUGGUAAUCGUCGUCGUGCAAGUUUAUUUGUUGGUCGAUCAACAAAAUUGACAAAUGAUAUAACAAAAAUAUCUUUAAAUAAUCAUGAAUCAUCUGAAGGUGAUUAUAUUAAAUUAUGCCGACAAAGAUGUCAAUCAUUUUAUAAAUCAUUAGCUAAUAAAGCAUCAUCAAUUAAUAUUAAAAAAGAUUCAUCUCAAUUGAAUGAUCAUCAAAAUAAUAAUAAUAAUAAUAAUAAUAAUAAUAAUAAUAAUAAUAAUAAUAAUGAUGAUGAUGCAGAAGAUGUUGAUGAUGAAAUUAAUUUUCCAACACCAUCAAGAACUAAAUAUCGAUAUUCAUUACCUGAUGCAUCACCAGCUGCAUUAGCUUUAAGAAAUAUUCUUAAACGAAAUAAAACAACAAAAUAUCAUAAUCUUCGAAUUGAUUUACCUUCACAUUCAUCACAUUCCUUACCAUCAUCUAUAUCAACAAAUUCUUCUUCAACAAUAUCAACAUUCCGUAAUUUUCUUUCUUUAGUUAAAUCACCUUCAACAAAAUCGAUAAAUUCAACAACAUCACAUCAUCAUUCAAGUUUAACAACAUUAACAAAUGCAACUGGUGGAUCAUCAACUACACUUGAGCAAACAACAUCAUCAAUUCCUCCAACUAUGCGAUGGCAUUUUGAAGAAGAUAAAUCACAAUGGUGUUCAUCUGAUGGUAUUAGUAAGAUAAUUCUUGGUUCGAUUGAAUUACAUAAUUUAACAUAUGCUGAACAUAAACAACUCAAACAAAUUGUUUUGCAACGUUUACAAUCAUCGCAAUAUGAUUUAGGCGUAUCCAUACAUGUGCCCAAAGAAGAACCGGCAAGAAAACGCAAACAUCAUUUUAUGUUUCGUAGUAAAUCAAGUGAUAAAUCCAAAGAAGCAAAAGAUACAAAAUCAAAUGGAAAUGUAUUUGGUGUUGCUUUAUCACAAUGUGUAAAUGAUGAUGAUAAUCGUCUUCAAGAUGAUAUUAUAUUUACAUCAGUAGCUAAUGCUAGUGGAAUUGAUCGAAAGAAUAGUACAGAUAUAAAUGAAAGUCGAGCAAGUCCAUCUGGUAGUGUUUCAUCAACAAAUGAUAGUGGAUGUUCAGUUUCACCAGCAAGUCCAAGUAGUUUACAUAUAUUUGAGACUGAUUAUGAAACUACAAAAUUUCGUUCUGUAUCACUUGAAGCAUUAGGACCAAAUGAAGCCGUUGGUGGAAUAAAUAGAAUGAAUACAUUAAGAUGUUAUCCAGCUAAAGUACCUGAAUUAAUAAAAAAUUGUUGUGAUUAUUUAGAAAAAAAUGCAUUACAAACUAUUGGUUUAUUUCGAGUUGGUGUAUCGAAAAAACGUUUAAAAGAACUGAAAGAUCAAGUAAAUUUAAGUCGUAGUUUAACAUUUGAUUCUUCAACAAAUGCACAUGAUAUAGCUGGUUUAAUAAAAGAAUUUUUACGUGAAUUACCUGAUCCAUUAUUAACACGUGAUUUAUGUGUACCAUUUCUAAAUAUUCGAACAAAACUUAAUUCAAAAGAUCAAUCUCGUGCACUUUCCUAUUUAAUAAGUUUAUUACCAUCAUCAAAUCGUGAUACAUUAUAUACAUUAUUAAAAUUUCUUUAUCAUGUUUCAAUAAAUUCUCAAGAUCGUUAUUCAACUGAUGGAAAACUUCUUGUAGCUGGUAAUAAAAUGGAUGCAGCAAAUUUAGCUAUUGUUUUUGCACCAACAAUACUUAUGGAUGGUAAAGCACCGGCUGUAUCAACUAAAGAUAUGAGUGUUGCUACAUCUGCUGAUCAAAUGGAACAAGGAAAAAGUAUUUUAAAACUUAUGAUUGAACAAUAUAAAGAAUUAUUUACAGUACCAAAAGAUUUACAUAAUGAAAUUUGUAUUGCACUUUAUGAAAGUGAUAGUAUGCAAUUAAUGAGAGCAUUAGCAUUUAAAGUACAAAAUGGUUGUGGAAUAAGUUCAAUGCAAUUAGAUGAAGCAAAUGAACAUUUAUUUAAGUCCUUAGAUAUAACACCAAUUUUAUUUGAAAUACCUUCUUCAACAACUAGUAUUUUUUCAGCAAUCAUUCCUCGAAUGAGUCAACAACAAUUAAUAGGAUCAAAUCUUCGUCGAUAUAAUGUUCGACGUAAUUCAGAUUUUCCAUUUACAUCAACACAUGCAUCACGUUCAUCCGAAUUUCUUCAAGUACCUAUGUCAUCAUCACAACAACGUCGUACAAAUAAUAAUCCAUCACCAUUAAUAAAACCACCUGGUGUACGUGAUAUACGUGAAGCAAGUAUAGAUCAGAUUGUAUUUCGUGUUAUUGAUCCACCUACACCUACAUUUUUAUCACAACGUCCAACUGAACCUAUUAUAAAUAUAAGUUCAUUUGAUGAUGUUAUAACAUCAUCUGUUAUUCGACCAAAGUCACUUGAUAUAAAAGAAUCUCCUUCAUCACCUACUACUCAACGACCUGCUGCUACAUCUUUAACACCAGCAAAUACUCCAUUAUUACGUGAAAUAAAACCUUAUACACGUUCAAAAACAGCUCCACUUUCAUCUAUAACCGGUGCACAACAAUUUUUAACUCCUAAACGUUGCGAAGCACGUGAUUUAUGUGGUUCGAGUUCAAACGAAGAUUCACCAUCACCUACAACCGGUCGUAAUAGUACUCUUGUUUAA
Messenger RNA from Rotaria sordida, 2859 nucleotides. The record is from the annotation of a GenBank genome assembly. NCBI's taxonomy places the organism in Eukaryota, Metazoa, Rotifera, Eurotatoria, Philodinida, Philodinidae.